Molecule: messenger RNA, 489 nt
Organism: Cylicostephanus goldi
Lineage: Eukaryota; Metazoa; Nematoda; Chromadorea; Rhabditida; Strongylidae
Source: the annotation of a GenBank genome assembly
AUGAGCGAUGAACUCGACGCAGGAAACGACACGGAACCAAUUACUAGAUCUUAUCUAUUUGAGAUCCAUUCGCCUUGCCAUACCUACCCUUUCGCGAAAAAUUACGCUGUAAUAUGCUCUCCUUCAACUGAACUUUCCUUAUGUGUCAAAGGACAUAACGAACUUCUGCCGCUCGUUUCACCAGUUGCACGAUUAGACGAAACAGUCACCGAUCAAUUAGUCAUAAAACAUUCAUUCUACGUGUUUCAGGCACUCCUUAUGCUACCUGUAUCAGCUGAGGCUUCUUACCCAGUAGUACCUCCUGAAGAGGACGAGCUCCGCUACAGCCCAACAUGGGAAUCCGAUGAUGAAUAUACGGAUUUUGCCUACUCGGACCUUUAUGCGAAUGGGUAUUUUACAUACUACAAUAACGGAGUGCUGAGAAGCGAAACAAUCAAUGAACAUGAGGAAUUGCCGGCGAUGGUUUGCGACCUCGAAACCGGAAAGUAA